CCGCACCCCACUGACUCAACUGUUAGAGUUAACCUUCGAGCUCAGAUCCAAUCCGCCGUUUGUUCCACUAUCCGUCAGCCAUGACUACACAAGCAGCCCCCGCCAUUCCUCCGCGGCCGUCAAGAUCCCCGCAGCAGGGUCUUGCCCCCGCCGCAGUAGACGGCCCCAAGGUCCCUCCCCGUCCGUCCCAUCGUGUCGAGCGCUCCGUGUCUCCUUUCCGCGAUAGCUAUGCCCCGUCUCCUUUGAAUGAUCGACCCAACGGAUGGGGCCUGAAACGGACCACCUCAAACGAUGUACCCCACAGGCCCCCGAGUGUUACGAUACCAUCGCUAGGCGAAGAGGGCAUUGAAUACCAGGACCUGGACGUGCAAACUGUGCCUGAUAACCACCAAGCUACACCGCCAGAAACCCGGAACGUGGUUAGCGAUCUUAAGCUUCAUGCGCCGAGACCAUCAUUACCCACUUCGAGCGCCAAGGCAAAGGUACAGGCUGUGACACGUACAGAUUCCCGUCAGGCGGCGGCAGCAGGCCUGGGGCGUGCUCCGUCUCCCUCGAAUGAUGAUCAUUCCGAGCGGCCUACCCGCUCGCUGCACUCGCGAGCCAGCGGCUCACGGGGUGACUCGUCAGCCGUGUCCGCGGAUCGUCGGCAGUCGUUUCAUGGGGAGGAGUAUGGCAUUCCUGAAAUCGGACAGAGAGUCCCUAUGUACCCUAACGCGGGUGAUGUGCAAGCCCCAUCCCCUAGCCCUUACUUGGCCGAGCCGCAGGAGAAACGGACAGGACGCAACCAUCAUCGCACUCGAAGUGGCCGUGAGGCAUCUCUGCCUCCUGGAAGCUACGGUCUGCAUGGCCACGGUGUGCCUUCAAACGACAAGUUUGAGAAAGCCUGGUAUGAGAAGCACCCCGAAGAGUUUGUCCGAGAGGAGCAAGGCCAAUAUGGCCCUGGUGUUGGUACACCACGUCCCGAUUGGGCCCUGAGCAGUGACGAUCUGAACAAAAUCGUCCGUGGCUCGGCAGUGACUGGUUCCGGGCUAGGUACAUCCCCUGGUUUGACCGGAACUCCGGACGAGGAGGUCGGUUACAUCGCCUCCGACGAGUACACGCAUCAAUUAUCGUCGCCCGGAAUCGACUCGCGCCGUAGUUCGCGCCUAGCCGUUGAAUCGCCUUUACGCAAGUCAAGUUUCCCGGCCACCGAUGCACAAGGCCCAGCUGAAAGUGCUGUAGAGGAACCUGAGGAUGAGUCGAUUCAAUCCCGGGUGAUUCAUGUCGACGAGCCGUAUCAUCACCUGCACCAUCCGGAUGGCUUUGCUCAGACCUCGGGCCCCGAGGAGCUCGCUCACAACUUGGAUUCUGAGGAAGCCGACAAGGAGGAGUCUAUCUUGGCCGCCGAUGAGGUUCGCCCAGAGUCUGCCUUCCAGCACCCGGCUGUCUCACCAACCUUUGGCCGAAAUGGUAGUGUCGACUAUGAAGGUAGAAGUCGUACCCCAAGCGUGACCCACAGCCGUUCCAAUAGCAGGACCGCUAGCAUUCAUAGCGGUAUGCCGCCUCUGGCAAGGUACAACUCGCGCGACGAGCACGAGGGUACGCAUACGCCGCUUGAGGAUGUCGAGGAAUACGAGCCUUUGUUUCCUGAGGACGACGCCAAAGAAAAGAAGGCCCUCACUCCAGCAGAACGGUUCAAACAGCGUCCGGAGCAGCUGAAGCACCGGUUUCCUAGCCAGGAUAUUUGGGAAGAUUCACCCAACAGCUUACAACUAUCUGCUACCGUAUCCACGCCAGAUAUUCCAAAGGAGGAGGCGUUCGAGACACCAGAGCAAGAGGCAAGCCGUAAGAGCCAGGCGCCUCAGAUCGACGCUCAUAAAGUUGCUUCGCAUAUCCUGGGUACGGACGAUCGGGAAGGAAGACCUUCACGGCCGGAAAUCUCUAAGCAGCGAUUCCCAAGUCGAGAUAUUUGGGAAGAUGCUCCUGAAAGUCAUACUCUGGUGACGACAGUUCAGCCGGCGGAUGAAGAGAUCAAGAGCCCUGAAGUGCCCUCGAAACCCAACAUCCCCUUCCGUCCGCAGAAACGCCCGCAACAGGCUCCCCCAGUGGAUGCCUCCUCCAAGCCAGUCACUUCGCCUCCGGAAAAGCGACAGCCACCCGUGAUCCCAGACAGACCCAAGCCACAAAUCCCAGCUCGGCCCUCCAAACCUAUCUCGCGUGGUAGUCCUGAAGAAGCUAAGGACGUUGCCGCCAAACCCAAGCCGGCCAUUCCUGCACGGCCCGGUGGAAGUAAAAUAGCCGCCUUGAAGGCCGGUUUCCUAUCCGACCUGAACUCCCGGCUCCAGCUCGGCCCGCAAGCGCCACCUAAGCCGCAGGAGAAGAAGGAAGAAGAGGCUCCCGCUGAGAAGGUACCGCUCAGUGAUGCGCGGAAGGGUCGUGCCCGUGGUCCCGCCCGGAGAAAGCCGGCUGUGGAGAAGACCCCCUCGCGACUCCCAACCAUCCCGGAGAUCAAGAUCACGGAGACCUGGAAUGUGUGGCAAGUGAGUGAAGAUGGAAACUUGACUGUUGGUGAUGCGGAGGCCAAAGCUCCGUCACACUCAGAGCCUACUACCUCGAAACCUAAAGCUCCCUCUGAGCCCAUUGCCCCGGAACCUAUGGCCCCUCCAAUCGCUAAGAACGUGGCCGGAGAAUCGGCCGAGCCCCAAGCUCCAGCUACCAUUCUUGAGGAAGAGGGACCGCAAGGCGAGCCGGUAUCACCAGGCGCCCCAGUCCCGGCUCCAGCCGCAGCAGCGGCGGCCGUGAGCCCGACGCAAGAAAUCCAGCCCGAACCCGAGCCCAAGCCGACCUUCACGGAGGCAAAGCACUCCAUCCCGCUAGCCGACAGCAGCGAGGCCGAGCCGGCCCCUGCUGUCAACCCCAUGACCACGGACAACCUCCUCGCCGGGAAACCAACCAUCAUGUCUCCACCGGAGCGAUCACCCAUCGAUGACAUCGCCGAGGGCCUGUCCGCUUCUGCUGACGGAAAAAGACCUUCGGAGGGUGACAUCGGCGAGACCAUCAAAUAAGGGUAUAGGAAGGAGGGGCGACAGCAGCCAAUUGCAUCGCAUUGUUUAUAAUACCUUCAUUAGUCUCGUGUGUGUUACAGUUUUGUUCUGGUGUGC
Aspergillus homomorphus CBS 101889 is the source of this 3140-nucleotide messenger RNA. RefSeq lists its product as uncharacterized. The transcript is spliced from 2 exons. The record is from RefSeq and is a predicted model, not a curated record. Bases 81 to 3044 code for a protein of 987 amino acids. NCBI's taxonomy places the organism in Eukaryota, Fungi, Ascomycota, Eurotiomycetes, Eurotiales, Aspergillaceae.